CCGCUCCUGGGCCGGGGCCCUCUGCCUGGUUCCCUUUCUCGGGGCGCCCAGACCCCCCCGUGUCUCCCAGAGCUCAGAAACACGCCCCGCGCGCGGGCCUCCCCCCGGACGUGGCCAGUGCCGUGCCCCGCGCGACGCCGUCUGCGAAUCCGCCGCAUCCACCGGUUGAGCUGCUGGGCUGGACCCGCUGCGAUAGAGCCGGGCCCUGCCCGCCGGGGGAGUGAGGAGCCGCGCGUUUAUUUGUAAUCCGGCGUUCUCCGGAGGGACCCUCGGGGGUGCGGGCGGCGGCGGCGGUGUUUCGGUGGGAGUCCCCAGAUGGAGCACAAGGAGGCGCCCUGGCUGGGGGGGGCUGCACCUGCUCCCGAGAGGCAGAGAGGCAGGAGCAGCUGCGGCUGGCAGUGCCCAAGAUGUAUGCAGUGUGACACCAAGUUUGACUUCCUUACCAGAAAGCACCACUGUCGCCGGUGCGGCAGGUGCUUCUGUGACAAGUGCUGCAGCCAGAAGGUGCCGCUGAGGCGCAUGUGCUUCGUGGACCCCGUGCGGCAGUGUGCCGAGUGCGCCCUGGUGUCCCACAAGGAGGCAGAGUUCUACGACAAGCAGCUCAAAGUGCUCCUGAGUGGAGCUACCUUCCUCGUAACUUUUGGAAACUCGGAAAAAUCAGAAACAAUGGUUUGUCGUCUUUCCAACAACCAGAGAUACUUGCUUCUGGAUGGAGACAGCCACUACGAGAUUGAGAUCGCACACAUUUCAACCGUGCAGGUUCUCACAGAAGGCUUCCCUCCUGGAGAAAAAGACAUUCACACUUACGCCAGCCUCCUGGGGAGCCAGCCCGGCUCAGAAGGAGGCAACGCACGGGCCACAGGCAUGUCCCUCCAGUACACAACACCAGGGGCAGAUGGUGUGACCCAGCUGAAGCUGACGGCUGGGGAGGAUGCAAAUGCCAGCAGGAGGCAGUCAACGGCGUGGCUGGCAGCCAUGCACAAGGCUGUCAAGCUCCUCUACGAAUCUCGGGACCAGUAACUCCACGUGGGACAGACAGCUUGGAACAGCGGAGCCUGCACUCUGUGCAUGCACAGACGCUAGUUCCACAUGUGGUGGGAAAUGCAAUUCAAGUAUUUGGAGAAACAGAAGCGUUCGCUUACCUAGUGCAAUAUGUACACAGUUUAUUAAUGCUCUAAACAGCUUCAUGCUUUAGAAUUUGUGAAUACACAAAUAUCUUGUUGAUAAUUGGGGAUGGGAGAGACUGAGCUACACUACCGCUAAACUAUUUUUAGCAUAAUCUAUGCCACGGUUUUAUGAGUGCCCAGGUUUACUAGAAGUUUCUGGCCCCCUAGUGUCUCAUUAAUUCUUCCAUAAAAUGAUUUGGGCAGUGGUGGCUCAGGCUUGAUUUGUCCUGGAGCCUGCCGGGUUUCUCAUACACCUGUGUACAGUCUGCCUGAGCCCAUUUCACAGACUGUCCGUUUACUGAGUGAGUCACUAAUUUGGGGCUAUGAACAAACCUUUGAGAUGUCACUAAGGGGAAGGAUCCAGCUUUGUGUUUUAUACUUUUCACUUACUGUUCCACUUUAUUAAAAUAAUUGUACAAUAAUUUGUAUAUAAAGCUUAUGAUUAAAUCCUAUUUUGAAAAUACA
Messenger RNA from Equus caballus (horse), 1631 nucleotides. It is a transcript of the gene ZFYVE21, whose product is annotated as zinc finger FYVE-type containing 21. NCBI's taxonomy places the organism in Eukaryota, Metazoa, Chordata, Mammalia, Perissodactyla, Equidae. Gene Ontology annotation, molecular function: metal ion binding. The record is from RefSeq and is a predicted model, not a curated record.